This is a messenger RNA of Saccharomycodes ludwigii, 2649 nucleotides long. Its product is annotated as ribonucleoside-diphosphate reductase large subunit. Gene Ontology annotation, cellular component: ribonucleoside-diphosphate reductase complex. The coding region runs from base 1 to 2649 and encodes 882 amino acids. Gene Ontology annotation, biological process: DNA replication; deoxyribonucleotide biosynthetic process. Gene Ontology annotation, molecular function: ribonucleoside-diphosphate reductase activity, thioredoxin disulfide as acceptor; ATP binding. The record is from RefSeq and is a predicted model, not a curated record. NCBI's taxonomy places the organism in Eukaryota, Fungi, Ascomycota, Saccharomycetes, Saccharomycodales, Saccharomycodaceae. The transcript has a single exon.
AUGUACGUUUGCAAAAGAGACGGCCGUAAGGAGCCAGUACAAUUUGAUAAAAUUACUUCUCGUAUUGCUCGUCUAUGUUAUGGACUAGAUCCUAAGCAUAUUGACCCAGUUAAAAUCACCCAACGUAUCAUCUCCGGUGUUUAUGAAGGUGUCACCACAAUUGAGUUAGAUAACUUAGCUGCAGAAACAUGUGCUUAUAUGACCACCAUUCACCCAGAUUAUGCUGUUUUGGCUGCCAGGAUUGCAAUCUCCAAUUUGCACAAACAAACAACUAAACAAUUUUCCAAAGUUGUGUCUGAUUUAUACCACUAUAUAAACCCUAAAAAUGAUAUUCCUUCACCAAUGAUUAGCGAAGAAGUCUAUAAUAUUGUUCAGAAACAUGAGAAUGAACUAAAUUCCGCCAUUGUGUACGAUAGAGAUUUUUCGUUUAACUAUUUUGGCUUCAAAACUUUAGAGCGUUCCUAUUUGUUGAAAUUAAACGGCAAGGUUGUCGAACGUCCCCAACAUUUACUAAUGAGAGUUUCGGUUGGUAUUCACGGUGACAAUAUCCCAAAAGUUUUAGAAACUUAUAAUUUAAUGUCACAGAGGUAUUUUAUUCACGCUUCUCCAACUUUAUUCAAUGCUGGUACACCACGUCCACAAAUGUCAUCUUGUUUCUUGGUUGCCAUGAAAGAUGACUCCAUCGAAGGUAUUUACGAUACUCUAAAAGAAUGUGCCUUGAUUUCUAAGUCCGCAGGUGGUAUUGGUUUACACAUCCAUAACAUCCGUUCCACCGGCUCCUACAUUGCUGGUACCAACGGUACUUCUAAUGGUAUUAUUCCUAUGGCCCGUGUUUUCAACAAUACUGCUCGUUACGUUGAUCAGGGUGGUAAUAAGAGACCGGGUGCCUUUGCCUUGUAUUUGGAACCAUGGCACAGUGAUAUCUUUGAUUUCAUUGACAUCAGAAAAAAUCAUGGUAAGGAGGAAAUUCGUGCUAGAGAUUUAUUCCCUGCUUUGUGGGUUCCGGACUUAUUCAUGAAACGUGUUAAGGCCAAUGGCGAUUGGACAUUGUUUUCUCCAAGUGAAGCACCAGGGUUAAGUGAUGUUUAUGGCGAUGAAUUUGAAGCGUUGUAUGAAAAAUACGUUGCCGAAGGCCGUGGCAGAAAAACUAUUAAGGCUCAGAAGUUGUGGUAUGCUAUUUUAGAAGCUCAAACAGAAACCGGGACCCCAUUUGUUGUCUACAAAGAUGCUUGCAAUAAGAAAUCUAAUCAAAAGAAUUUGGGUGUUAUUAAAUCUUCUAACUUGUGUUGUGAGAUUGUUGAGUAUUCGAACCCGGAAGAGACAGCUGUUUGUAAUUUGGCUUCCGUUGCUUUACCUGCAUUUGUCACCGUUUCUGAAGACGGCAAAACCCAAUGGUACGAUUUCAAGAAACUACACAAAAUAGCUAAAGUUAUGACCCGUAACUUGAACAGAGUUAUUGAUAGAAAUUUCUAUCCAGUUGAAACUGCCAGAAAAUCCAAUAUGAGACACAGACCUAUUGCCUUGGGUGUACAGGGUUUGGCAGACACAUUCCAAAUGUUACGCUUACCUUUUGAUUCUGAAAGAGCUAAGGAGUUGAAUGUCUUGAUAUUUGAAACCUUGUACCAUGCUGCUUUAGAGGCUUCCAAUGAAAUGGCCCAAGAAGAAGGCUGCUACGAAACUUUUGAAGGUUCUCCAGCCUCUAACGGCAUUUUACAGUUUGACAUGUGGGACAGGAAACCGACUGACUUGUGGGAAUGGAAUUCUUUGAAGGAAAAUAUCAAGACGCAUGGUUUAAGAAACUCUUUGUUGCUUGCUCCUAUGCCAACCGCUUCUACUUCUCAGAUUCUGGGCUAUAAUGAAUGUUUUGAGCCUUUUACUUCCAACAUGUACACUCGUCGUACUUUAUCUGGUGAGUUUCAGGUUGUCAACCCAUACUUGUUACGUGAUUUAGUGGAUAUGGGCGCUUGGAAUGAAGCUGUGAAAUCCCAUAUCAUUGCCAACAACGGUUCCAUUCAACAAUUAACACACCUACCACAGGAAUUAAGAGAUUUGUACAAAACCGUCUGGGAAAUUUCCCAAAAGGGUAUUAUCGACAUGGCCGCUGACCGUUCUGCGUUUAUUGAUCAAUCUCAUUCUUUGAACAUCCAUAUCCGUGCUCCAACCAUGGGUAAAUUAACAAGUAUGCAUUUUUACGGAUGGUCUAAGGGUUUGAAGACUGGUAUGUAUUACUUGAGAACACAGGCUGCCUCCGCUGCUAUCCAAUUUACCAUCGACCAAAAGGUUGCUGAGCAGGCCAAUAAAGCUGUUUCCUUUGAAAAGCUAUCUCGACCACAAUAUAUUCCAUAUGAAAAUAUUUCGAAUGACGGUGUUGAAUCAGAAAAAGAAACCCGAGCCAAAGAGGAUAAUGUGACUACAUCUACUGAAUCUGCUGUCAACAGUAAAAAGAGAGCAUCUUCUCCCUCUGAUUCUACUGUAUCUAAUGCUGUUACAUUGACCGAAAGUAUUUCUUCUCUGACUAUGAAAGAAGAAAUCGAAACAACUGUUCUUGAAAAGAAAACAGAAACAAACGAAGAAUUUGACAUUUUCAACUCUAAAGUCAUUGCAUGUGCCAUUAAUAAUCCAGAAGCCUGUGAGAUGUGUUCUGGUUAA